This is a messenger RNA of Dipodomys ordii (Ord's kangaroo rat), 2521 nucleotides long. It is a transcript of the gene Rnpc3, whose product is annotated as RNA-binding region (RNP1, RRM) containing 3. Bases 161 to 1708 code for a protein of 515 amino acids. Gene Ontology annotation, cellular component: U12-type spliceosomal complex. The record is from RefSeq and is a predicted model, not a curated record. Gene Ontology annotation, biological process: mRNA splicing, via spliceosome. NCBI's taxonomy places the organism in Eukaryota, Metazoa, Chordata, Mammalia, Rodentia, Heteromyidae. The transcript has 15 exons. Gene Ontology annotation, molecular function: protein binding; U12 snRNA binding; pre-mRNA intronic binding.
GUGCGCUUCCCGCCGCCGCCGCUCGGGGUGGCUGCGGCUCGGCCCGGGCUUCCCACGUAAAUACACGUACCAAUAUCAAUAGAAACCUAUCUGGAUAUCUAACUCUAUGUGUUCUCCUCUUCCGGUGGCUAUUAGUUAUCUUCUUUUUUCCGGCUGAGAGAUGGCGGCCCCCGAGCCGCCGCUGCCUAUGGCGAGAGGCUGCCCGAGCUCCGCGGCGCUGUCUCCCGGCCGGGGCGACCGAACGCUUCUGGUCAGGCACCUGCCCGCCGAGCUGACCGCCGAGGAGAAGGAGGACUUGCUGAAGUACUUCGGGGCGCAGUCGGUGCGGGUCCUGUCCGACAAGGGGCGACUGAAACAUACUGCUUUUGCUACUUUCCCUAAUGAAAAGUCAGCUAUAAAGGCCUUGACAAGACUCCAUCAGAUGAAACUUUUAGGUCACACUUUAGUUGUUGAAUUUGCAAAAGAACAGGAUCGAGUUCAUUCCCCAUGUCCCACAGCAAACACUGAGAAAAAGAAAAGGUCUGAUGACACUGUGGAAGAUGAUAAAGAAAAGAAAGAGAUUGGUUUUUUAACAAUAGAAAAUGGAAUUGCACCAAACCAUGGAUUGACUUUCCCAUUAAAUUCAUGCCUCAAGUAUAUGUACCCACCACCUUCAAGUACAAUCCUAGCAAAUAUUGUAAAUGCGUUGGCAAGUGUGCCUAAGUUCUAUGUACAGGUACUUCAUCUUAUGAAUAAAAUGAAUUUACCUACACCUUUUGGACCAAUUACUGCACGACCCCCCAUGUAUGAAGACUAUAUGCCAUUGCAUGCGCCUCUUCCACCUACGUCACCUCGACCACCUGAGGACCCUCCUUUGCCAGAUGAGGAUGAAGAAUUAUCUAGUGUAGAAUCAGAAUAUGAGAGCAGUGAUAACGAAGAUCGACAGAGAAUGACUAAACUGAUGGAACUAGCAAAUCUUCAGCCCAAAAGACCAAAAACAACAAAGCAACGUCAUGUGAGAAAAAAGCGAAAGAUAAAAGAUAUGUUGACUACACCAUCAUUUGCUUCACACAGCAACUUACAUCCUGUGCUGUUACCUUCGGAUGUAUUUGAUCAGCCACAACCUGUAGGUAAUAAAAGAAUUGAAUUCCAUAUAUCUACUGACAUGUCAACAGCAUUUAAGCAAGAUUUAGAGAAGGAACAUGAGGAAAAAAAUUGUGAUUUACCUGCAACUGACGCUGAUGCUUCAAAUGUAGGUUUUGGAAAAAUCUUUCCCAAACCUAAUUUGAGUGUUCCAGAAGAAAAUAAUGAAGACUCUGAUGAAAUGCCCUCAGAAUGUAUCUCUAGAAGAGAGUUAGAAAAGGGCAGAAUUUCUAGACAAGAAAUGGAAAAGCUUUCAGUUUUCCGAAGUUAUGAGCCUGGUGAACCCAACUGUAGAAUUUAUGUAAAGAAUUUAGCCAAACAUGUUCAAGAAAAGGACCUUAAAUUUAUUUUUGGAAGAUAUGUUGAUUUUUCAUCUGAAACACAAAAGAUAAUGUUUGAUAUACGCUUAAUGAAAGAAGGUCGCAUGAAAGGACAGGCUUUCAUUGGACUUCCAAAUGAAAAGGCUGCAGCUAAAGCCUUAAAGGAAGCAAAUGGAUAUGUUCUUUUUGGAAAACCUAUGGUGGUUCAAUUUGCUCGAUCUGCCAGACCAAAACAAGAUUCUAAAGAAGGAAAAAGAAAGCGAUAAGGGUUAGUAAUGAAGCAUUCCUGCGUAAAUACUGCUGUAAUACUGUCAUGCAAAGUGUAUCCUUUCUUGUUGUAUCCUUUUUUGGGGGUAGUGUUUGUUUUUUUUUCUUUUUUUUUCUCCCCAGGAAUGUUUUGUCCCUCUUAUUCAUUGAUCCAGAUCAAGCAGUAAUUCCAAAGAAGUACUUCUAAAAUUGUUUGUGUGGCUUGAAAAGAUAUUUUUUUUUUGUUUUUUAGAUUCCUUGUUGAAUAUUUUAUUUUAUUUAGGUUAUAUAGUUUUUCCAAGAAAAGUUAGUGAAUCAGGUCAACUUAUCAGUACGUACAUGUACUUAAAACACAGAAUUGUCAUGUUCCUUUUGUUUGUGUAUUUACUAAACCGAAUUUAGUAACAAAUGCUUUCUAUUUAAUGAUAUAUCUUGUUUUAAUACUAUGUAUUACAUGUUUUAAAAUUUAACUGAGAAAAGGUUUCUUUUUUAUUUUUUUAAAGUACAUAUAUUGACUGACUAGAUUCUAUAUAAGUCUCAAAGUAAGACCUCACAUCUGAGGUGUGAUAUAAAGAUAAUAAUUAGAAGGACCUAUCUUCUUUUAUCUUUUCUUAAGCACAAAACAAAAAUUAAAAAAGAACAAAAAGAUAGUAAUGGGAUAAAAAUGUAUAAUGUUGAUUUCAGGUUGAUUAGUAAGUGGAAAAAAAAUUGUCCUGGUAGAAAUAAGAACAGUGAUCUAGAAUUGGUGAUGAUCACUAAGAUCUUCUAUUCUCCAACUUCAUUGACCAUAGUAAUGACUUGGAAACCUAAAAACAAAACAUCAGAAUUUUAAA